CCCCAUCGCUCUAUUAAGUCUCUGAAGAAGCUGAACCUUCACUCACUGUCAACAAUGGCUUCUUCCUUCCUCUUCUUCCCUCACAAACUGAAACUCCAAAAACUCCUUCUCUCCGCUGCCGUCUUCUCCGCCCUCCUCUCCCUCAUCGUCGCGGACUCGUCGUCUCAGCCGCCGUACGCCUGCGACUCUUCCAACCCAGUCACCAAAACACUCCCAUUCUGCAGGACCUCUCUGCCGAUCAAACAGAGAGCCCGUGAUCUCGUCUCUCGACUCACAUUGGACGAGAAGGUUCUGCAGCUCGUCAACACCGCUCCGGCGAUCCCCCGCCUCGGCAUCCCUGCCUACGAGUGGUGGUCGGAGGCCCUCCACGGCGUCGCCCAUGUCGGCUACGGCAUCCGCCUCAACGGCACCAUCCCCGCUGCUACUAGCUUCCCUCAGGUUAUCCUCACUGCCGCCUCCUUCGACGAAAACCUCUGGUACCAAAUCGGACAGGCGAUAGGAACAGAGGCGAGGGCGGUGUACAAUGCAGGGCAAGCGAAGGGGAUGACAUUUUGGGCGCCAAACAUAAACAUAUUCAGAGACCCAAGAUGGGGAAGAGGGCAAGAAACCCCAGGAGAAGAUCCAUUGAUGACAGGAAAAUACUCAGUAGCAUUUGUGAGAGGGAUUCAAGGGGACGCCAUUGAAGGGGGGAAGCUCGGAAACCAACUCAAAGCUUCGGCAUGCUGCAAACACUUCACUGCAUACGAUCUGGACCGGUGGAAUGGGAUGACUCGAUAUGUAUUCGAUGCUAAGGUGACGAUGCAGGACAUGGCGGACACGUAUCAGCCGCCAUUUGAGAGCUGCGUGGAGAAGGGGAAAGCGAGUGGAAUAAUGUGCGCUUACAAUAGAGUGAAUGGAGUUCCAAGCUGUGCCGAUCAUCAUCUUUUGACUGUUACUGCAAGAAAAGAAUGGAAGUUUAAUGGGUACAUCACGUCGGACUGUGAUGCGGUGUCCAUCAUUCAUGAUGCACAAGGUUACGCCAAAAUUCCAGAAGAUGCGGUGGCUGAUGUACUUAGAGCUGGAAUGGACGUCAACUGCGGCACGUACCUGAAGGAGCAUGCGAAAUCUGCUGUGGAGAUGAAGAAAGUACCUAUUCCUUAUGUAGACCGUGCACUCCGCAACCUCUUUGCCGUUAGAAUGAGAUUGGGUUUAUUUGAUGGCAAUCCAACUAAACUGCCUUUUGGCCAAAUUGGUCCUGACCAAGUAUGCUCACAGCAACAUCAAAAUCUGGCUCUUCAAGCUGCAAGAGAGGGCAUUGUUCUCCUAAAGAACUCUGCCAAACUUCUUCCACUUUCCAAAUCGAAUACGCAUUCACUUGCUGUUAUAGGCCACAAUGGCGAUGACCCGAAAACACUUAGAGGAAAUUAUGCAGGAAUCCCUUGCAGAUCUGUUACCCCAUUUCAAGGUUUGAAUAGCUAUGUCAAGAACACUGUUUACCAUAGAGGCUGCAACUGGGCUAAUUGUACGGAGGCUACAAUUGAUCAGGCAGUGCAAAUAGUGAAAAGUGUGGAUUAUGUGGUGUUGGUUAUGGGGCUGGAUCAAACUCAAGAAAGAGAAGACUUCGAUCGCACGGAGUUGGGGCUCCCAGGAAAGCAAGACGCACUCAUUGCUGAAGUCGCCAAAGCUGCAAAAAGACCAGUCAUUUUGGUGAUUCUCUCCGGAGGUCCAGUUGAUAUAUCUUCAGCCAAGUAUAAUGAGAAGAUAGGAAGCAUCAUGUGGGCUGGUUAUCCAGGGCAAGCUGGAGGAACUGCCAUUGCAGAGAUCAUAUUUGGUGAUCACAACCCAGGAGGAAGAUUGCCAUUAACUUGGUAUCCACGUGAUUUCAUCAAAUUCCCAAUGACAGACAUGAGAAUGAGAGCAGACCCUUCAACAGGCUAUCCUGGCCGCACCUACCGCUUCUAUAAUGGACCGAAAGUCUAUGAAUUUGGCUACGGUCUCAGCUACUCCAACUAUCUCUAUGAAUUCACAUCAGUUACUGAAAGCAAACUAGACCUUAGCCAUCCAACAGCCAGCCAGCCAGCCAUAAACUCUGACUCGGUACGUUACAGGCUCGUCUCAGACCUGGACAAGAAGUUCUGUGAGAGCAGGGCUGUGAAUGUGACCAUCGGAGUUAGAAAUGAAGGGGAAAUGGCAGGUAAGCAUUCGGUAUUGCUAUUCGUGAAGCCUUCGAAGCCGGUAAAUGGGAGUCCUGUGAAGCAAUUGGUGGGAUUCAAGAGGCUGGAGAUAAAUGCAGGGGAGAGAAGUGAGAUUGAGUUUUUGGUUAGUCCUUGUGAACAUGUAAGUAAGGCUAGUGAAGAGGGACUGAUGAUUAUAGAAGAAGGGUCUUAUUCGUUGUUCGUAGGAGAUGUGGAACAUCCUUUUGAUAUCUUUGUUUGAUAUCAGCUUGGAUUAAUAAUAAUACUUUGGAAUAUGAUGCAAUAGUUACAAUCAGUUCAUUUCAUACGCAGGAGAGAUUGUAUUAUCUGAAGUUAACUCCAAUGAUGUGCUUUGCUGCCUGUAAUGGAAAAUGUGCAGCUCUUAAGUACACGAGUGAAGUGGAGCUAUCUUCAUUAUGUAGCCAGAGAUAAAUAAGCAAAUGUUUCUUUAAGAAUUCCAA
Benincasa hispida (wax gourd) is the source of this 2635-nucleotide messenger RNA. Its product is annotated as Glycosyl hydrolase family protein. The record is from RefSeq and is a predicted model, not a curated record. Gene Ontology annotation, molecular function: xylan 1,4-beta-xylosidase activity; alpha-L-arabinofuranosidase activity. Gene Ontology annotation, cellular component: plant-type cell wall. NCBI's taxonomy places the organism in Eukaryota, Viridiplantae, Streptophyta, Magnoliopsida, Cucurbitales, Cucurbitaceae. Gene Ontology annotation, biological process: xylan catabolic process; arabinan catabolic process.